UGUCCCACUGGAUGGGACAGUAGAGAAUCCGGAUGUUACACGUUUACUCAAAGUUCAUCCGGGCAAGACACGAUGUCAUAUUCAGAGGCUUCAUCAUCUUGUGCCGCUAUAAGUGGACAACUUGUUGUUUUCAACAGCUACGAUGAGAUGAUAGAUCUUGGUAUUACGUACUUAGAACCGCAAGUUGCUGCUACUGGCGGCUAUUUUAUAUGGGUUGGUUGUACGGACCAGGCCGUGCAGGGAACCUUCGAGUGUGAAGACGGUACACAAGUAGAUAGUGCUUUGUGGCGUACUGAUACAGGACAACCAACCAUCGGGAGUGGCAGAAACUGUAUUAACUAUCUAUACAAUAGCCAUGGCUUAGAAACUUCUAGUUGUGGCGACUCAUACCCAACCCUUGCUCUAUGCGAAGUUGACCCGAUACCAGAUACAACACCUUCUCCGCCUCCACAGCAAGCCAAAUAUCGAAACCGAUCAGGAUUCUACUCAAUGGCAAAAGACAACAAUGGAAGCCCUAUGAUUGACUACUGUCUUUCAGAUCACGUGAUGAAGACAAUAUAUAUGAAGGAUAAACUGCAUUGCGCCGCUGAAUGCGAAAAGGAACCCGGAUGCAUGUCAUUCAAUUACAGAGAUGGUAAAUGCGAGCUGAACGCUGAAACAAAAGAUGGGGCUAGUUCUACCUCAUUCUCCCAGCGUGAUGGAUGCUUAUAUUACGAGCCUCUCUGAAAUUAAGGCAAAUCCAAACUGAAAAUACCAUAAAGGAAAUUAAUAAUCUAAAUCAAAUCCUCGAUUUUUUCUUUGAAUAAUAUCUUUAUCAAUAUUUAUGUUGAUUGAAUCUUAUGGAAAGGAAAGGUGAAGGUUUUAUUGUUAUAUUUUGCCGGAAUGCGGUAUAUAAGUACCUGUAAUGUGGUUCUAUUUAUGAAAUUAAUCUGUAAAUGAAAAGAAACGUGAAAGAUUAGCAGAUAAGCAUAUGAUUAUGCUACCAUCACAGGUAAUGAUAACAGAAUUAGAUUCCCUAAAGUCGUAGUUUAACGCUGUAAUUUAAAAUAUUUUGAAAAAGUAACGUAACUGGUUGUUGAUUAUAUUUUCACUGACCAUUUCUCAGUUCGGAUGAAAAAGAUAUCUUGUAAGGUUUGCAGUUAUUCAAAAAAAAAAUUGUUACUUAAAUGUACACAUCUAAAUAUUGCGUAAUUAUGAACAAUUCAAUUCAAUUUGUAAUUGAUUAUAGUGGAAUAUAUUACACAUGAACUAGUCUUAGGCUUUGUAAACUCCACGCUGACGGAGCAUUGGCACUUGUUACAGACCUGUUUAAAGGAACAUGGGCACAUAUAUGCCAGGAGGCCAAUGUUAAAUACCAACUUAAAUACUUUUGAAUUUUGCGACCGAGUGAAAAGAGUAACCUACACAUUUCAGAAACCAUAUUGUGAUGAUAUCCACCGUCGGUUUCUACUGGUUUGUAGCAUUAUUAUGCAAUUUGGUCAUUACAAUUUAUCUCUAAAAAAAGAUCAUAUAGAAGAUAAGAUUAGGUUGGGGAUAUAACGUGAAUCUUUUAACUUCUGUUGUCGAUCUAAUCAUUACUCAUUAAUCAUUACUUCAAACCAUCAACUUCUAAAAGGUAUUAGGUAACUUUGCCUCUGAUUCUAAACAAAAUCCUGGAUUUAGCACAUGCUGUAAUCAUAUUUAUACACCUUUAGGACAGAAAUGAGUCUCUUUAUUUUUAAAAGCUUUUUAUAACACUACAGUCUGUUGGAGAAAAUG
This is a messenger RNA of Strongylocentrotus purpuratus (purple sea urchin), 1758 nucleotides long. RefSeq lists its product as uncharacterized. Lineage: Eukaryota; Metazoa; Echinodermata; Echinoidea; Camarodonta; Strongylocentrotidae. The coding region runs from base 73 to 726 and encodes 217 amino acids. The record is from RefSeq and is a predicted model, not a curated record. The transcript is spliced from 3 exons.